Messenger RNA from Rangifer tarandus platyrhynchus (Svalbard reindeer), 1119 nucleotides. Lineage: Eukaryota; Metazoa; Chordata; Mammalia; Artiodactyla; Cervidae. The record is from the annotation of a GenBank genome assembly.
AUGGCCCCCGCUCCGCCCCCCGCCGCCUGCUUCUCCGCCGCUGAGGUCCAGCGGCGCCUGGCGGCCGGCGCCUGCUGGGUCCGCCGCGGGGCCCGCCUCUACGACCUCACCGGCUUCGUGCGGCAGCACCCGGGGGGCGAGCAGCUGCUGUGGGCGCGCGCGGGCCAGGACGUGAGCGCCGACCUGGACGGGCCGCCGCACCGGCACUCGGCCAACGCGCGCCGCUGGCUGGAGCAGUACUACGUGGGCGACCUGCAAGGAGACCCCCAGGGUCCCGUGGAGAACGGGUCUGUGGCCUCUGCGAACACUCAGAAGACAGACCCUGUGAUGGAGCCAAAGCUCAAAGCAGUGGACUGGGACAAGGACCUGGUGGACUGGCAGAAGCCCCUCCUGUGGCAGGUCGGCCACUUGGGAGAGAAGUACGAUGAGUGGGUCCACCAGCCGGUAUCCAGGCCCAUCCGCCUCUUCCACUCAGAUUUUGUCGAGGCCCUCAGCAAGACCGUCUGGUACAGCGUCCCCAUCGUCUGGGUCCCCCUGGUCCUCUACUUCAGUUGGUCCUACUACGGCGCCUUCGCCCAGGGCAACGUCCCGCUCUUGGCACCCUUCGCCACAGAGUACUCAGUGGCCAUGCCCGAGUCUGCGUUCCCGGGCCUCUUCCUGCUGGGGCUGUUGGUCUGGAGUCUCCUGGAGUACCUCAUCCAUCGCUUCCUGUUCCACAUGAAGCCGCCCAGCAACAGCGCUUACCUCAUCAUGCUGCACUUCGCCAUGCACGGCCAGCACCACAAGGCGCCCUUCGACACCUCCCGCCUGGUCUUUCCACCCGUGCCGGCCUCCCUGGUGAUAGCCUUCUUCUACCUGCUGUUACGGCUCAUCCUGUCCGCGGCCGUGGCGGGCACCCUGUUUGCAGGGAGCCUCCUGGGCUACGUCAUCUACGACCUGACCCACUACUACCUGCACUUCGGCUCCCCUCACAAGGGCUCCUACCUGUACCACCUGAAGGCCCACCACGUCAAGCACCACUUUGCACACCAUCAGUCGGGGUUCGGCAUCAGCAGUAAACUCUGGGAUCACUUUUUCCACACCCUCACUCCGGAAGAGCCCCACCUGAAGACGCAGUGA